AAUGACAACCCGAGUGUCAACACAAACACUGCACUUGUUUUGACAUUUGAUUGCAUUUGACGUGUGAAUAGCCGUCGGAAGCGCUCGAGUGAUGUCUUCGGGAAGCGAUGCCAACGGAUGCGAUGAGAAUGAACUGAAAGCCAAAGCGAAGGUCAUGUUUGACAAGACGUCCGACUAUUUGUCCGCAGAACUCAAUCUGACUCUCGAGGACUACCAGCUCUUGGAGGACAUGAAUAACGCGACGACAGAGAGGUAUAAAGAGAUGACUGACGUGACCGUCAACUUAGCCCAGAAUGCGGACCAAAUGAAUGAUAAAUACAAGACUUUGUUACCAAACCUGCAAUUGAUUGAUAAGAUCGAGGAGAAGGUGCAGAAGUUGGAGGACAUGGCCUAUGCUUUGGACGCCUACUCCAAACGCAUCGUUUUCGGGUCAUUAGAGGAUACAUUUUAA
This is a messenger RNA of Oppiella nova, 451 nucleotides long. NCBI's taxonomy places the organism in Eukaryota, Metazoa, Arthropoda, Arachnida, Sarcoptiformes, Oppiidae. The record is from the annotation of a GenBank genome assembly.